UCAAAAUGGCGACUGAAAUGUGAUAUCGUUCUGACAGCAUACCAAAGAUCAACUAUUUUCGUAAUAAUUUUGCAGUAAUCAAGCCUCUAACAGAUUGGUUUAAAAGUCGACUGUAAAUAACUAAUCAAAAUGGCAUCUGGAGGAAGAAGUAAAGCCUUCUCUUUAUCUAAGCUACCACAGUCUGAUCCUCGACCAUCACGAGGUAGCUGGCAGAAAACAUCAGCUAAUUCAGAUGAUCAAAAUGAAACAGAACAGCAGCAAAUAAAUUCCAGUCAGAAGAAUCUUCAUAAAGAAGUUCGUAUCAAUAAUUGGGAUUUCACUGACUGGAGACCAAACUCAGCAUCAACUGAUUCCAAGAGACGUAAAAAAUCCAAAGGAAAUCCAGAACGCGAGCGUGAGCAGUCCUUAUCUUUAGAUUCGCCACCGCAAAGGGAUAAGAAGCCCCGAACUCCAUCGUCGUUUCCGCGAACCAAGAUUGGACCAAGCACACCAACAUCCCAGAGACGAGCUCUGGAAAACCUGAGAAGUCGAAUGACUUUUAGUGAAACUGAUGAGGCGAGUACUGAUGGUGAAAGGAACAAUGAGAGAGCUGUUCCAAUUGGACGUCGACAACCACCUAACUUUACCCGACAAGAUACGACUAGUACUGUAGACGGGGCGACGUUACACAUGUCCUUACCCAAUAGGAACAAUAACAGAGAUGAAUCCAUGUCAGAUCUUGAUAGUAACCAGAUUGUGGGAAGAUUAAUGCAGAUUAGAGAUUAUAUAAAACAAGCGAAUACGAUGAGAGAUACCUUAAAUAAAUCAAAAGAAGCUCAGGCUAAUAAAGAUGAUAUGGGUAAAUUGAAGAAACUUGUUGAUAAUUUGAAAGAACAGGAACGAGGUUACAUGGGUCUUUUGCAGCGAAUGUUGGCUAUUAGAGAUGAUGGUAUCAUAGAGAAUGGUAAUGGUUUAUUACACCCGAUGUUACCAGAUGGCGAUGAUGAUGGUGAUAAAACAGGAUCAGAUGAUACAGUUUCGGUAGAUUUAGAAGUACAAACAAAUGCAUCUGAUACAACUACUGAAGAACGUACGAACAGUUCCUCAUCACGACCAUAUAUAGAGGGUAAAUUAGGUGAUACUGAUGAUGAGGAUGAAGAUGGUGAUGGUGUAGAUGUAGAAGAAAGACAAAGUUCGAAAGGUUCAACGAGUAUGGAUAAUACCCUCGUAGCACAACGUAAUACACCUGCAGCUGAAUGGGAUUUCGGUGUGGAUGCUUUACAGACGGAUGAAGUUUUACCAGGUCAGUUAGAUGCCGCAAGAACCAACGAACUAGCUGCGUUACAACAACAGCAAAAUUUACUCAAAAUAUUGUCUGAAAAACAAGAACAGCUGCGAGCUCUACAGGGAAGACAGGAUGCUUUAAUGGCUAUGCACAAAGAAGCUGAAAGAAAACUGGUUGUAGCACAAAACAAGGAAAAUAAAGCAAAAGCCUCUGUAAAAUUAGCGACGGAAGCUGUACAGAAAGCAAAUAAUCCUAAUGUUAGUCAGAACGGUGAUAUUGGUGGGGAGGAGAUGGCGGACCUAGCUUCUACGGGGGUACAAUUUGAACAACUCAUGGCCAUGAAAAAUAGACUUGAGAUGUUGAAGAGUGCUUCUGCAGAUUUAGCAGCCGACGAGCAAGAUGAUAAACCGGUGUCUGGUGAUGAAGAGGCUGGAAGACAACAGCUACAAAACAAGCUGGAAGAUCUACAAGGCAAAAAACAACGAAUGGAUGAUCUGUUGAAAGAACUUCAAACUUUACGAUCCCAGAGAUUUGAAACUCUCUUAAAUGGCGAUGGUGAAGGUGGAGCCAGUGGUGAUGCUAAUGGUGGUGCUACAGCUAGUGCUACAUCAUCACAAGCUAAACUCAGUGAAGCUCUCGAUACAUUAGAUCAAGCUGAUAAUACAGCCGAUUCAGCUGAACAAGUUCUUAGUAUGAUGGAUGCACAGAACAAACUCGAAAAAUUACAGGAAGUAAAAGAGAGAUUAGAUCAGUUACGUGGUUUAGUUCAGUAUUAUCAUGGAGCGAAAACUGUAGAUCCUGACACAGUAGACGGUAUCGACCAGUCAUCUGUACCAGCUUAUAGCGAUUACGGUGAAGCUGAAUCAUCUGAAAAUACGCAACAGCGUCAUCCAGUAGAUGUAGAAAAGGUAUUUCAGUCCUCGUUAAAUGCCCAGAAUCUUAUGAACCCACUGGGAGGUAUUUCACAGCCCUCUGCUGGUACACAAUACGAGUUAGACUCGCAACAAUCCGACGAAGAUAAUGCAUCUAAUAAUGAUUCACAGAUGUCUAGUCUAGGUCCGUGGGGAGAUGAACCAGAAAUCAGAGAAAAAGUCAGACAACUGAAGGCUACAAAAGAGAAACUUCAACAGUUACAAGAUUUGGUUGCCAUGGUGCAACAAUCUCCGGAAAUGGCACAGACUUUACCAGAUAAUAUCGUAGAAUUAGCGGGCAGCAUGGAGGAAGAGAGAGGACAAGAAACAAGACAGAAACAAGAUAGAAAUAUUUCCAUCAGUGAAGGCGAGGUACCAAAUCACGAUGCUCAGAGUGAUAUAACUGGAGGAGAAUCUCUGUUGUCCGUUAAAGAUCAAAUAAAAGAACUGAGCGAAUUAAAAAAGGAACGGGAGAGACUCCUCGCUAUCCAGAAUCAACUUAAAGAACUCAACGAACAUUUUGAAGAGGAAGAUCAUGAAGAAGACGAUGAUAGAAACCCAGAAAAUAAAAAACGUGUCCAAUCAGAACCUGGUCCCGUUGUUACAUUUGCUUCUAAUGAUGAGUUGUACAGUAAAAUGAGAAAGCAGAGAAUGUUGCGUGAAGAAUUACGAUCCAAGAAGAAAGAAUUAGAAGCUAUUAUGAAGAAAGAUCGAAAUAAACGCCAAUAUUUUAAAAAUCAAGACAAUCAAAGCGAUACAGUCUCUUACUCUACAGACGCUUUUGGGGCGAGUGCUAGUGCUGAUGCUACAAUGGCCACAUGGGGAGGAUCAACCGUUGAUAAUCUGGAAAAUAUAACAGAAACAAGAGAUGGUGAUGGUGAUAAUAAUAACGAUGAUGAUGAUGAUGCAUAUUUGAGCGAUGGAAUUGUACAAGUAGAAGAAGAGGAAGAAGAAAAUGAUUCGGAUAAUAAUACGUACACGAUAGAAGCUGAUGCCCGACAACGUCGUGCAGCUCGUACUAAACCCUCCCCUACACCUGAUGUACGACCCAAAACACGUAAAACAGCCUCAUUUCCUAGAGCUCUGGCUGUCCGAGAAGAAGCUUCUGGAAGUCAGAGAGCAAAACCACAGAAAAAACGUCCAGCCAGAAAAACAAGGUUACAAAGAAGAUCUAAACAAGAGAAUUAUAGAUCAGCUGAAGAGAUUGUACGAGAUGUAGAGACCGGAGAUAGUUCACGAUUAGACGCUAUACAGCAACAAGUUGAACAAACCUUUCUCUUAUUACAAGAACAGCAACAAAACAACACGCUACAGUCAGCAACGUCUCCUAAUAUCAGUGGUGUAUCUAUGGGUAAUGGUAUGAGACAAGGUGGUCUGCUACCAGCUGAGAUGUUACAACAACAGAUGUACCAACAACAGAUGAUGAUGUCAAUGAAUCAGUGUUACCAACAACUUAACAUACAACAGAUUGAGAUGCAGAAUCUACAACAUCAGUUACAACAGAUCAGUUUAUAUCUAACGGACACGCAUCAAACUCAGAACCAAGCAGACGAGUUAACACCCGUAGCGUCAUCUUCCACUACCAUUCCACCAAGUCCAAACUUCUCUCAUCAAUCGACAGCACGUCAAACUUCCUUCACCUUGAACCCUCAUUUUCCAGCAUCCUUCUCACAGUUAGAUUCAGUGCGACAAUCCACACAUCUUGAACCUUCCUCAGUCAGUAGAAGUCCCGCUCGUCACGAACCUCCACAGCCUCAAACCAACAACUUACGUCCAAUCCCUCCACCGCGAGUUCAGUCGUAUCAGCUGAACAGCAACCUCAAUAACCGUAUGUCUAGAGACGGAGAACGCGAUGUACGAGCCAAGAUUAACACAGAUGAUUACAUCAGAUCCAAGAAAACUAAAGAUAAUCAGACAUCCAGCCCUAGAGACGGAGCUAGCUAUGACAGAAAUCAGGCUUAUGAGAGAGCAAGUAAUCGAAUUGGUGACAGUAGGAGAAGUCGUGUUAGUAGGGGUAGUUACAGACAUGGUGUUGCCUCGACAGUUGGUGGUUAUACAGAUACGAGUCUGACAGGAGUCGUCUCAGCUCGUCUCCGUGAGAGUAGAAACAGAGAUGGUGAAGGAUCAGAACUGUCAUUGUUUGAAACGUUACGGGAGACGAUUUAUUCUGAAGUAGCAACAUUGAUUUCUCAAAAUGAAACUAGACCUCACUUCCUGAUAGAAUUAUUUCGCGAGUUACAGCAUUUAUCCAAUGAUUAUCUCCGACAGCGUGGAUUGUACGCGGUACAAGAACUUGUAUCACGAACGCUGGCCACGGAAGAAGAUCCUUUAGCUGUACAACGAUCAAGAUGGCUUCGUACAUUUACAACUGGUGAUGAUAAUUUAACAGCAUCAGAACUAACACCUAGUGAAAGUUUUAUAACAUCGGAUGAUGAACAGGUGAGAGAAUAUACAGAGAAGAGGAAGAAGUUAAAACAUCAGGGAUCAAUAAAAAACAACCCAUACGAUUAUACAGAACAAGUCGAGAAUACAAGUUCUUUAUCAACGCCAUCUACAGGCCUGAUAGAAUCACCCUUUGCUAACGAAUCUCUCGGUGAUACAGUUAUACAUUUAGAUAAGGCUUUAGAACGAAUGAGAGAAAUGGAGAGAAAAGAAUUAGAGGAAGGAAGAUUAAAUGAACAAUCGUUAGAGAUAGUUUAUAAUCGUGUACGUGAAGCACGGCAAGCAGCACGUUUAUCAGAACAACAACAAACCACUGCUAGUCUAGAUCAAACAAGUGAAAGCUCUGUACCAGAAAUAAUGUAUUCACGUAUCAACAGUAGUUUAAUAGAUCAGCAGGUCAAACAGAUAAUAACGGAAGUUCUACCCGUUGUCAAGGAACAUGUUGAUGAUGUCUGCUCACCUCAACUACUCGCUUAUAUAAAACGUCUGGUUCUGUCUCUAACACGACAAAAUGACAGUCGACAGGAAUUCACAUCCUUCUUUCACCGUCAACUCGGCUCUAUUUUACACGAUUCCCUCGCUAGGUUUGAAGGCAGAAAAGUGAGAGAAUGUGGAGAUGAUUUACUAGAUGAUAUGUCAGAUGCUCUUUAUGACGAGCUAGCGUUUUUUAGAAUGAUGCAAGAUUUAAAUCAACCUGGUUUAAACAAUACAACACAAUCCAACAAGUCUAGCAAGACGUCCAGUCCUGAUAAAUCUCCAUUACAUCGACCAGUACGACCUAUUUACACCAAGAUUGAAUCUAGGGGUCAAAGUUCAUCAGAAGAAAGUGAAGAUGAUUCACAGAAUAAUUUACGUGUUCCGGCCAGAGAAGAGGAAGAUCUGGGAAAGGAGCGCGAUGAUGAGCUGGCGUCAGAGAUGAUGAUUCAAGAUGGAGAUGAUAAAGAUCAGGAAACGGAGUGGCCGUACAAAACGUCAUCAGGUGUUAAGAUAGAACUGGCUGUUAGUGAAACUAAACCAUUUACAAGGAUCGGUAGUGACGAAGAUGAUGAAGACAGUGAUGAAUCUCACAGUGCUGAAGAUCCUUCAGAAACGGCCGUAUCUCGAGAUGCCAAAAUGUCCUCCCAACCAAUCAAUGGGGAUAUUAGUCAGGAAGGGGAGCAGUCUUCCCUAGAUAACCAACAGGGGAAGACGGAACAAGAUGGCGAUGUUAAAGUCAACAAUAAUACAGAUGUUAAACAAACGCACAUGGUGAAUGGUGAGAGCGAACCUGCUGAUGUUACUAUAGAUGAUCUUCCUACAGCAUUAAAUAUAACCUGCUCAAAAGAUACUGAGAAGAUGGCAAAGGAAGAGGAAGAAAAAUUAUCUGUUGACGCUGCUAUUGUGGAAUCCAUGGAAACAUUUCAAGAAUUAGCUGGUGAUGGAAAUGCUUUAAAAGAUCCAGAUAAUUUUGGAAAAUAGAUGAAGAUUUUGGUCAAAAACUUUGUUUGAUUUAUAAAACUUAAUUGAGUUAGUUAAAAAUGAAAUUAAUUAGAUCUAGUUUAUAUUUAUAUAUAUCAUUGUUCAACUAUUUUAAAUAUAUGCAAUUAGUUAAACUUCAUAUCACCAUUCCCUGUUCAUCAAGAGUUUUUUGGCUGAUUUAAAAUUAUUUUGAUUUUCCGUUGACUAGACUGAAAACUAAUACAACUUGUUAUUUGGGUUUUGUUCCUUGUAGUACGGUCAUCCUCCAUUUACUAUUGAACUAUUCAUUUUAGGGGUUGGAUUUAAACAAAUCUUUAAAUGGCACUAAGUAUAUUGUUUGUAAGAUCUUACUGUAAAGGGUAGUUGCCAUGUAGACACUAGCUCCCCUCUCAACCAGCAGAUCUUUAAAAAGAACAGCCCUCAUUAAGUUGUAUUUAUUGUAACAGCUGUUUUAAACAUAAGAUCUUGUAAUAGAAAAGUGCUUUUUCACCAAACCUCACCUUCCUUGAGAAUAUCAUAUUUCGGCAACGUACAGAAAAUUGUGUGCUACAUGAAAUUACCUUGCACUGCCCCAACCAAUACCUAAUUAUAGCUGGGUUAAUUGGAAUGUAAGGGUAAUGCGGCACAGAUACUGUGAGAGUGAAGAUCAACCAUGUAGUUCUAGAUUUAAUUCACUAACUGCUGUUCUGUUUCCCUCCCUCUGUAUGAUGUUGGUUAUUGUGAAAAAUCCCUCUUGUGUUAUAAAAUGCUGUAUAAUACACUUUGAUUCAGAGAUUUAUUAAUAUUUCUAGAAGAAAUUUAUUGUACAGGCAUAAUUUCUUGUUGUAUGGCUUGUAAUAUAGGUUCGUUCUCUGUAAAUAUACAGUCCUCCCCCAUGAGGUAUAUAAAUUCAUUGUAUAUUAGUACCAAGUUUGUAAAUUAAGCCACCCACAGAACAAAUGUUUAUUAUUGGGUGUUUAUAUUAAACAAUAACACAACAUAGUGCCCUGUUGAUAGUGAUGCCCUGUUGAUGGUAUUACAUUGAUAGUGUAGUUCUAUUAAUGGACAUACCCUAUAAAUGCCCUGUUAAUGAUUGUUAUUUGACUUGAAUUGUUUGAUAGUUUGAGUGAUAAAGAUAUUUUGCGGAACACCUUGAUUGUUGAAUGUAUAUAAUGGUGAGAAAGUUGUUUGAUUUGAUUCCAUCCAUGCUAACAUGUGCUUUAUAUAUACAAUGCUUACUGAUUGACUGACUGAUUUAAUUUGAGUUAAUUUUGUGGACAAAUUUUAUCUUUUUCAAUAAUAAUUUAUAUGAUGAAGAAUAUUUUAAUAUCUACAUAUUGUCACAAAAUAAUAAAAUAUGUUUUUGAUAUAAAUUAAGAUAAUUUUAUUUGAGUUCAAUAUUGUGUCAAAUCCAAAAUCAUUUUUAAUUAUAAAGAUAUUUUCUUUUGAGAGAAUAAGUAUAUCAUCUGUUUAAACAAGCUGAUAUUUAUCUGAAAUAAUUCCUAGGAAGAAUCAAAUUGCAUAAUGAUCCCACAAUAAAUUGAAUAAGUUAUUUAAAGGGUGUCGACCACUGUUUUUUACCACCACCUGUCGUUAAAGACAAGACUCAUCCGUUCAUCAUUUUGCAAGGGAAGUUCUAAGGGCAGGUAACCAAGAGGUCUGGAGUUGGAUCCUAGGGAUCCCAGUAUUGGCUGAGAAAGUUCUCCAUGAUUUUUCGAGAGUAGAUUCCCCCUUGCCUAUGGCAAUCUCUUUUUGUUCAAGGCAAAGCUGGUAUGUGGGUGUAUAUGGAUGCUUUGUGUGGCUUACUUUACAAAUGUGAUUAAGUUUGUCAACAAAAUUGCCUAUGUAUAUGUUACUACUUGUUCUAGAUUUGUUAUUUUUGUAUUUUAUGAUGUUUGGACUAUUUAUUGUCUGAAUGAAGUUGAGUUAACUUGCUUUAUUUAAUAUAAAUUAUAAUCUUGGCAGUGUGAACAGUGUUCUUUGGUUUAUUUAAAGAGUUGUAAAAUUAUGCUUCAGUUUGUGUUCAGUCUUCAUUAAAUAUCCUUUAAUAUUUGCGAUUUGCCGUGAAAGCAGUUGAUUGUAUUUACUGACACACAUGUAUUUUGAGUUCAGGUGAUAGAGAGAGAAUCGUUAGCUGUCCAGAGUCAUUUUUGAUUGGCUAGUAGUUCUAACAAAUCCAAGUCAUUUCUUAUUGGCUAGCUGUCCCAACAUAGCCCAGAGUCACUUUAUAUUAAUCUGUGGCCCAAACAUAGUCUAUAAUUUUUUCCUGAUUGGCUUGUGGUCCUUAGGUAUUCCAGAAUUAUUUAUGAUUGGCUAGCUGUCCUAACAUAGUCCAAAGACAUUUCUUAUUGGCUAGCUGUCAUAACAUAACAUUGGCUGGCUGUUCUAACAUGGUACAGAAUCAUUUCUGAUUGUCUAGCUGUCCUAACACAGUCCAGUAGCCUACAUGUUUACAGAUGUACUCCUGAUUGGCUAACUGUCCUAUCAGAGGUAUUUCUGCCCUCCCCCUUCCCGUAAUUAUAGGUGCUCUAUUUAUUACAUGGUUGUCAGUAAUUACAACAGAUUGGUUUAAUAUAUUUAUUAGUUUUCUGAGUUUUUUUGAAAAUAGAAAUAUUAAAAUGUUCAUAAAGAUUCAUUUCAAUUAUUUUGACCAGUAAUAAUAAUCCCAUAAAUUUAGAAUUUGACCAUAAAAUAUAAUUUUAUCUGUGAAAUAUCAUAUUAUACAUUGAUAUAUUAAAGUUGUUAUUUAAUGAG
Molecule: messenger RNA, 8808 nt
Organism: Patella vulgata (common limpet)
Lineage: Eukaryota; Metazoa; Mollusca; Gastropoda; Patellidae
Product: pericentriolar material 1 protein
Exons: 37
Coding region: 130-6075 (1981 amino acids)
Biological process (GO): microtubule anchoring at centrosome; intraciliary transport involved in cilium assembly; protein localization to centrosome
Cellular component (GO): centriole; ciliary basal body; centrosome
Source: RefSeq, a predicted model, not a curated record